This is a messenger RNA of Pongo pygmaeus (Bornean orangutan), 4688 nucleotides long. It is a transcript of the gene FKBP11, whose product is annotated as FKBP prolyl isomerase 11. Lineage: Eukaryota; Metazoa; Chordata; Mammalia; Primates; Hominidae. The transcript has 6 exons. Gene Ontology annotation, biological process: protein peptidyl-prolyl isomerization. The coding region runs from base 3454 to 3894 and encodes 146 amino acids. Gene Ontology annotation, molecular function: peptidyl-prolyl cis-trans isomerase activity. The record is from RefSeq and is a predicted model, not a curated record. Gene Ontology annotation, cellular component: endoplasmic reticulum.
GUCUCAAAAAAAAAAAAAAAAAAAAAAAAACAAGAUAGAAGUUUAUUUCUGCCUCAGUUAAAAGGUGUCUGGGGGCCGUGCAUGGUGGCUUACACCUGUGAUCCCAGCACUUUGGGAGGCCGAGGCAGGUGGAUCACCUGAGGUCAGGAGUUCAACACCGGCCUGGUCGACACGGUGAAACCCCAUCUUUACUAAAAAUACAAAAUUAGCCUGGUGUGGUGGCACACACCUGUAGUCCCAGCUACUCUGGAGGCUGAAACAGAAUUGCCUGAACCUGGGAGGCGGAGGCUGCAGUGAGCCAAGAUCGCAGCAUUACACUGCAGCCUGGGCAAGACAGAGUGAGACUUUGUCUCAGAUAAAUAAAUAAUAAAUAAACAAAAAUUAGCCAGAUAUGCUCGCUUGAACUCAGGAGGCGGAGGUUGCAGUGAGCCAAGAUCACACCACUGCACUCCAGCCUAGGCAACAGAGCGAGACUCGGUCAAAAGAAAAAAAAAUGGUGAGCUGGGCGUGGUGACUGACGCCUGUAAUCCCAGCACUUUAAGAAGCUGAAGGGGGCAGAUCACUUGAGUCCAGGAGUUCGAGACCAGUCUGGGCAAUAUGGCAAAACCCCAUCUCUACAAAAAAUUUAAAAAUUAGCCGGGUGUGGUGGCAUGCCCCUGUGGUCCCAGCUACUUGGGAGGCUGAGGCAGGAGAAUCACUUGAGCCCAGGAGGCAGAGGUUGCAGUGAGCCAAGAUUACACAACUGUACUCCAGCCUGGAUGACAGAGACCCCCAUCUCAAAAAAAAAAAAAAGGUAUCUGUUGGCUGGUCUGAAGAUAGGUGUCUCAAUUGUUCACGGCCAGUUACAGAUCAAACUACUCUUUCCCCCUUCUCACUACUGCACUUGUCUUUUUUUUUCCCCCCACAAAGAAUGGGGCUUCAGAUACAACUGAAAAAUAAAAGUGUCUGGUAGUAGGCAAUCCAGAGCUGGCAUGGUGGCUCUGCAAUUAACAAGGACUUAUGCUUCUUUUUGCUUCACCAUCCUAGUGUGCAGCUUCCAUCCUCAUGGUCAUCUCAUGGUCUAAUAUGGCUUCUAGAGCUUAAUUCAUCUCAUCUACAUUCCAGAUAGCAGACAGAAGGAAGGAAAGAUGAUUAGGGGGAGAGAGAGGAGCACAGAAGGACGCUUUCUAGUUAACUCUUUAAAGGGCCUUCUUGGAAGUCCAAGACAAUACUUCCAACACUUCUGUUUAUGUUCUCUUGGCCAGAACUUAGUCAGUUGGCCAUAUCCAGCUUUAAGGGAGACUUGGAGAUGAGUUUUGUGGGUUUUUUUGUGUAACUUAAAAAAUAUCUUGAUACGUAAUUCGCAAACAGUGAAAUGUACAGAUCGUAAGUAUACAGUUUGAUAAGUUCUGACAAAUGCAUACACCCAUGUAACCCACAUCCCUCUGAAAAUAUAGAGCAUUUCAUCACCCCUAGAAAUUCCCUCCUGCUGAGAGGACUUUUUUUUUUUUAAACAAUACAAAUGAGAGAUAAUGAAGGCUUCUUAUCCUGAGGUGGGAGGGUUGUAGCUAUGGGAAUGGAAGGGAAGAGCUGGAGAGACUGUGGAAGGAGAAUCCAGAGUAGACCCGUUGGAUAUGGGAGAUGAGAGAAGAAUGAAUGCUGGUAGCAGAGCCACUAACAGAAACAAGAGAUAGGGAGGAAGUCUAGGUUGUUACAAAUGGAUUGGAAGAAUGAGUACAGUUAAGACUGUUGGCUGGGCGCAUUGGCUCACGCCUGUAAUCCCAACACUUUGGGAUGCUGAGGCUGGCGGAUCACGAGGUCAGCAGUUUGAGAGCAGUCUGGCCAACAUGGUGAAACUCCAUCUCUACUAAAAAUACAAAAAUUAGCCAGGUGUGGUGGUGGGUGCCUAUAAUCCCAGCUACUCGGGAGGCUGAGAGAGGAGAAUCGCUUGAACCUGGGAGGUGGAGGUUGCAGUGAGCCAAGAUCGUGCCAUUGCACUCCAGCCUGGGCGACAAGAGUGAAACUCCGUCUCAGCAAACAACAACAACAACAACAAAAACUGUUUUAAAAAGUGGGCCGGGCGUGGUGGCUCAUACCUGUAAUCCCAGCACUUUGGAAGGCCGAGGUGGGUGGAUCACCUGAGGUUGGGAAUUCGAGACCAGCCUGACAGACAUGGAGAAACCCUGUCUUUACUAAAAAUACAAAAUCAGCCAGGCAUGGUGGCGCAUGCCUGUAAUCCCAGCUACUCGGGAGGCUGAUGCAGGAGAAUCACUUGAACUCGGGAGGCAGAGGUUGCGGUGAGCCGAGAUCGCGCCAUUGCACUCCAGCCUGGGCAAUGAGCGAAACUCCUCAGAAAAAAAAAAAAAAAAAAAAAAAGUCUGGUGGCUCACGCCUGUAAUCCCAGCACUUUGAGAGACCGAGGCAGGCGGAUCACCUGACAUCAGGAGUUUGAGACCAGCCUGGCCAACGUGGUGAAACCCCUUAUCUACUAAAAAUACAAAAAUUAGCCGGGCGUGGUGGCGGGCGUAAUCCCAGCUACUUGGGAGGCUGAGGCAGGAGAAUUGCUUGAACCUGGGAGGCGGAGGUUGCAGUGAGUGGAGAUCGCACCACUGCACUCCAGCCUGGGCUGCAGAGUGCAGUGAGACUCUGUCUCAAAAAAAAAAAAAAAGUGAAGUCUUUACACAAACAUAAAUGGAUUAUGUGUGCUGCCCUUUGAGAAGUUUGUUGAUGAAAGGAGAAAGGAAAUAGUAGCACCAGAGGAAAAGAUCAGGGAUUUACCCUGUUCUUACAGGAUAACAGCUCCUUGCUCUUUUCAGCUAGCUUUUCAAAGGACAGGGAUAGGACAGCCCCCUGCCUUCUUUCGGAUACUUGGAUCUAUAACCUCCAGAAAUUCAAGCUGAAGUAGUUGGAGGUCGGAGAGGAAUGAGAACUGCCUGGGUGGGGUCUGCCAGCCAGACACUGCCAGGAUAGCCACAAGGAGACAACUUAGAGGGAAGAACAGACAGCAACCACGUUGGACUCAGGCAGUCCUGGGUUUGAAUCCUGUCUCUGUCACCACCUAGUCUGAUGACCUUGGGCACAUCCUGAGCACCCUGUGCCUUAUCUGUAAAAUGGAAACAAUUAUGCCGACCUUUCAGGGUGGUUUUGAGGAUUAGAGACUAGCUCCUGACACACAGUAGGUAAUCGUAAAUGGGUGCUAUUAUUUGGCCCGACCCACGUUAUAGGACAGAACGUCUAACGGAUGUGUCAGAACGUGCGCCCUCCGGAUCUUGGAGGGUACAGAGGGCGCCCCUCGGCCUCCUCCCUUUCGGAGGUGGGGACAAGGUGGAGGAAGGGCUGCAGGAGGAGGAGCUCUAGCAUCGCGACCCGCCCCGUCCCGUCCAGUCUGGCCUGGGCGCCGCGGGAACGCUGUCCUAGCUGCCGCCACUCGAACAGCCUGUCCUGGUGCCCCGGCUCCCUGCCCCGCGCCCAGUCAUGACCCUGCGCCCCUCACUCCUCCCGCUCCAUCUGCUGCUGCUGCUGCUGCUCAGUGCGGCGGUGUGCCGGGCUGAGGCUGGGCUCGAAACCGAAAGUCCCGUCCGGACCCUCCAAGUGGAGACCCUGGUGGAGCCCCCAGAACCAUGUGCCGAGCCCGCUGCUUUCGGAGACACGCUUCACAUACACUAUACGGGAAGCUUGGUAGAUGGACGUAUUAUUGACACCUCCCUGACUAGAGACCCUCUGGUUAUAGAACUUGGCCAAAAGCAGGUGAUUCCAGGUCUGGAGCAGAGUCUUCUAGACAUGUGUGUGGGAGAGAAGCGAAGGGCAAUCAUUCCUUCUCACUUGGCCUAUGGAAAACGGGGAUUUCCACCAUCUGUCCCGGGGACUAAAGACAACCUGAUGAGGCCACCUGGCAUGACCUCCAGCAGCCAGUAACUUGUUAGGGAAGAGACCUGUUUGGGCCACAUGGGUCUGCUGCCUGUGCCACCACCUUUCCCAGAACACUGGACUUCUUUCCUGCCCUUUUCUACAACUCUACGCUGUGUCAGCUGUACAGCCACCGCCCCCCCCCCCCACCCCCCGCUUCCUUUCAGCCUCUUCAGGGAAGAGACAGUAAAAAUAAUCACAGUCAAGUAAUUCAAAACAAAACAAAAAGCAACUGUUAAAGCCAAGUCUACCCCAUAACUUUAAAAGCCAUCAUUGGUCACUGCCGACGUCUAUUUUUGAAAGGUUGAGAUGGACAGAUUUCCCAAGAUGCAUAUCUUUUGCUUUCAGUUCUAACAAAUGUUCUAUUAGCUAAAAUGUGUUGUACUCCACAGAGUAUUGGGCUCGUAAUUCUUCUUCUUCUUUUUUUUUUUUUUUGAGACGGAGUUUCACUCGUUGCCCAGGCUGGAGUGCAAUGGUGCAAUCUUCGCUCACCACAACCUCCGCCACCCGGGUUCAAGCGAUUCUCCUGCCUCAGCCUCCCGAGUAGCUGGGAUUACAGGCAUGCGCCACCACGCCCGGCUAAUUUUAUAUUUUUAGUAGAGAUGGGGCUUCUCCAUGUUGGUCAGGCUGGUCUCAAACUCCCAGCCUCAGGUGAUCCGCCUGCCUUGGCUUCCCAAAGUGCUGGGAUUACAGGCAUGAGCCACCGCGCAUGGCUGGGCUCAUAAUUCUUAUCCUAGUUCCAGCUUAGAGGAAGGCCUGGAAGGAGGGUAGGGGGCCCAAGGAGAAACUUUUACCCAAAGCCC